CGAGGGGCGCAGGCCCCGGAGGCCGCCUUCGGGCCGCGCUCCCGCUCCUGCCCCUGCUUUUCCGGCGGGAGCGGGGGGCGGGGAGCGGAGGGCCGCGCGGUGCCCGGAGGCGCCGCCGUGCAUGGCCCUGCGCAGUGGGGCGGGCUGCUUCGGCCGGGUCUGGCGCAGGGUGUCGGGGCUCCCGGACGCCUGGCCGCGGCGCUCCAGCAGCCUCCUGUGCCUGUCCGCCUUCUCGCCCGCGCCCGGGCCCGCGCCACCCCUGCCCCGCCGGCCGCCUCGCGGUGGCGGCGGCUGUGGCGGCCCCGGCGGAGGGGGGCACCCCCAGCCUCCCCGCCCCCCGCCUCCCCGCCGCCGCCGCUGCUGCUGCUGCUGCCGCCGCCGCUUACAACUUGGAGGCGGCGGCGGCGGCGGAGGCGGCGGCGGCCGCCGGGCGCUGCAGUGGGACGCGCGCGGCUGCGAGCCUGCGGGACAUGCCCCCCGCGCCGGCUCCCUGCUGGCGGCCAUGAAGAGGCAGAACGUGCGGACUCUGUCCCUCAUCGUCUGCACCUUCACCUACCUGCUGGUGGGCGCCGCCGUCUUCGACGCCCUGGAGUCGGACCACGAGAUGCGCGAGGAGGAGAAACUCAAGGCGGAGGAGACGCGCCUCAAGGGGAAGUACAACAUCAGCGGCGAGGACUACCGGCAGCUGGAGCAGGUCAUCCUGCAGUCGGAGCCGCACCGCGCCGGCGUCCAGUGGAAAUUCGCCGGCUCCUUCUACUUUGCCAUCACGGUCAUCACCACCAUAGGUUACGGGCACGCGGCCCCCGGCACGGACGCGGGCAAGGCCUUCUGCAUGUUCUACGCGGUGCUGGGCAUCCCGCUGACGCUGGUCAUGUUCCAGAGCCUGGGCGAGCGGAUGAACACCUUCGUGCGCUACCUGCUGAAGCGCAUCAAGAAGUGCUGCGGGAUGCGCAACACCGACGUGUCCAUGGAGAACAUGGUGACGGUGGGCUUCUUCUCCUGCAUGGGGACGCUGUGCGUCGGCGCGGCCGCCUUCUCGCAGUGCGAGGACUGGAGCUUCUUCCACGCCUACUACUACUGCUUCAUCACGCUCACCACCAUCGGCUUCGGCGACUACGUGGCGCUGCAGACCAAGGGCGCCCUGCAGAAGAAGCCGCUGUACGUGGCCUUCAGCUUCAUGUACAUCCUGGUGGGGCUGACGGUCAUCGGGGCCUUCCUCAACCUGGUGGUCCUCCGGUUCCUGACCAUGAACAGCGAGGACGAGCGGAGGGACGCCGAGGAGCGGGCGUCGCUGGCCGGGGCCCGGAACAGCAUGGCCGUCCACGCGCCCGAGGAGGCGCUGCGGGGCCGGGCGCGCUGCAAGGCGGACGGGGACCUGCAGUCCGUGUGCUCCUGCUCCUGCUACCGGCCGCAGGGCCGCGUGGGGGGCCGCCCCACGGGACACCAGAACUCCUUCGGCGCCCAGCUCGGCCCGCAGUACUUCCACUCCGUCUCCUACAAGAUCGAGGAGAUCUCCCCGAGCACACUGAAGAACAGCCUCUUCCCGUCGCCCAUCAGCUCCGUCUCGCCGGGGCUGCACAGCUUCACGGACGUGCACAGGCUCAUGCGCCGGCGGAGGUCCAUCUAGGGGGCGGGCGGGGGCGGGGAGGGCCGCGGCAGAAACCGUCACCUGUCACGUCACGUUCCAUCGGCCCCACUCGUCUUGCUUUUUGUUAACUUUUAUUUUUAUU
Myotis daubentonii (Daubenton's bat) is the source of this 1730-nucleotide messenger RNA. RefSeq names its product potassium two pore domain channel subfamily K member 9 (gene KCNK9). Gene Ontology annotation, biological process: potassium ion transmembrane transport; stabilization of membrane potential. Gene Ontology annotation, cellular component: plasma membrane. The record is from RefSeq and is a predicted model, not a curated record. Lineage: Eukaryota; Metazoa; Chordata; Mammalia; Chiroptera; Vespertilionidae. Gene Ontology annotation, molecular function: potassium ion leak channel activity; outward rectifier potassium channel activity.